AUGUCUAUACGGCUCAAUAAAUCCCUCAAGCGGCCUUCGAUCUUCCAAACACAUUCGGUCUCGCUCACUCAACCUUCCAUUGGCUCUUUUACCCCAGACAUAACCAGUCCUUCUCAGCGUUCAAAUAGGUUCAAAUUCGCUGCGACAAUAGUGUCGAGCACCGUGAAGAGAUUCAAGCUUCGACGAGGCAGGGCGGAUGUGUCGCUGCUCGAGGUUAUCGUUCCUGCCACACUGGCUACUGCGGACCUUCCUCUGUCGUGUCUGUCGAGACGGAGGAGAGCCCGCCGCCCUUCCCUCGCGGUUGACAUCGCGGCCGUCUCGAUAAGCAGCCCACGACCUUCGCAACUAAUCUCACCUACCAAUCAGUCUCUCCCUCGUCCAUCUGGACCUCCCAAUCCAGGACAGGGGUGCACUCUAUCACCCCGCGAUGCUUCACGGACGGGCCGGGUCUCAGCCAUUGCGCACGGAGACGAUAGUCAUACUUCUCUCUCUCCUCGAGCCUUACAAACUCCUGCCCGCGACCUACUCCCUCGAACCAUUGCACUUCCCCCACGACCAUCGACCUCGUAUAUUCUAGCCCCACAACAUCAGCCAUUGAGCCCCACCAUCUCAGAAUGGCGAGACUCGACCCUUCGCCUGGUCACCCAACCUCUCCGAGAUGAGAACGUCCUCAGAACUACACAGAACACUUUUUCCCUCGAGAGUCGCACCCCACGCACUCCAGCUCUCCUCCCUUCGAACACGUUUGCUGUCGGGAGCGGACCCUCCAGUAACGAAAGCACCCCUGGCAACGAGUUCGACUCCUCAUUCGAACAAUACUUCCGCAACUCGAUACACGACGAACGCCCCCGCACCCCCCUGUCUGAUUUUGGAGGACACUUCUUGAGGGAAUCUACGCGCGCGUAUAGUCCAUCUAUCGUUCAUUCAGCCCGUGUCCGUAGCGAGCAGGGGCACGAUGUGUUGGAUGGGGAGGUCGAUUCGACGGAGUCGGUGUACAAUACGACCAGAAGGGACGAAUUGGGGCCUGCGCUGUCGGUUCUUCUUCUUCCGCUGGCGUUGUCGGAUAGUCCUUCAAGAGCGAGUAGCCGGGCGAGGAUCAGAACGAAACCGGUCGAGGGUAGUGUGAGUGGUGGUCGUGGUCGUGCAAAUGCCGGGCGCAACACCUUCGGACAGACGCAUGCCGAGUCGAUAGGACAUAGCGUCAGUGAGAAUGAUGUAUUCGGCGUUCUCGCUGAUGAUGAAGAGGACACUGACGGUAGCACAUCCGAUCACAGUGUUAGAAUUCUCACCCCGCAAGCUGUUCGAGUGCACACUUCGCGUCGCUCCGUCGCAGAUUUUAUACACGGUCCGGAGGGUUCUGACGGUCUGCAUGACGGGGCUAGUGAUAUCAGAAGGGAAAGAGAAUUUCGUGCGGAUGAAUCCGUAGCGGAGGAUCCUGACAUCGUCGCUUGCAAAGGGCCCUUCCCUUUAGGCCGGACCAACUUAGUUAACAGCCCAGCCGUUAUGGAGGAGGUCCAGGAUCCUGAAUCCGUUGCUCACUUCUUGGAAGAUAACGGACCAGCUCCUCGUUCUAUGGCCCCUUCCAUGGACGCGUCUCAAGAUCCUCCGAGGCCAGGUGACGCAAGCCGUCCUCACGGCUCCGAUUUCCUACCGUCCUUGUUCGCCCCCAUCCCGAGAACCCCACCACCGAGAUAUGUCGCUGAGACUCCGACACACUCUGCCUCUUUUUCUCCCAACCCCUGCUAUGCUGCCCCCCAUUCACAGCCCCCCUAUCGCACGGCCGUAUCAUGUCCGUCAUCGCCACCACCUGACGCAAGGAUACGACCUACAAGGUCGAACACGGACUUUCGCCGGGAAGGCCAACUCAGAGCGCGUUUAGGGAUUUUCGAACCUAGUGAACGCAUGACUUGGAGACACGCUGGGGUCUGGGAUACCGAGUCGACCGUGGUCACCAAAUCUGCGACGGGUCUCGAGCAAGAACCCUCCAUUCACGGCCGUAGUAGCGAUGAAUAUGCCUCGAGUGGUCAUAGUGGACAUCGACGAGAAAGCUCUAUAACGGACAGUAUGUCCUCGUCGGCGAGUCACAAUUCGGACGUCUCGACCACCUGGAGGAGUACGACGGGCCAUUCAGUCAUCACGGACGUUACGAUCCCGGAGUCGGAUGACGAGUGCGAGCCGAGACGGGUAAAUGAGAGGUGGCCUGAGUUUCAGGCUGUUUGAGGGCAUGAUGAGAACGGCCAGAAGGGAGCUUGAGAUCAGUCAGGAUCAGUCUCUAGAGCUCCCGGUUCAGGUUGU
Messenger RNA from Stereum hirsutum FP-91666 SS1, 2295 nucleotides. RefSeq lists its product as uncharacterized. NCBI's taxonomy places the organism in Eukaryota, Fungi, Basidiomycota, Agaricomycetes, Russulales, Stereaceae. The record is from RefSeq and is a predicted model, not a curated record. The transcript has 4 exons. The coding region runs from base 1 to 2220 and encodes 739 amino acids.